Molecule: messenger RNA, 3418 nt
Organism: Neocloeon triangulifer
Lineage: Eukaryota; Metazoa; Arthropoda; Insecta; Ephemeroptera; Baetidae
Gene: DZIP1
Product: cilium assembly protein DZIP1L
Exons: 15
Coding region: 999-3281 (760 amino acids)
Biological process (GO): cilium assembly
Cellular component (GO): cytoplasm; ciliary basal body
Source: RefSeq, a predicted model, not a curated record
UUCCUAAAACAACAGGCAUUUUAGCCAAAAGUUUGGAAAUAAUUCAACUGCAGAAGAAGAAUAAAAUUGUAUGUAAUCGAAUAUAAUCCGUGCGCUCGGCCAGGCAGUCUGUGAACGAAUGAGCGGAAUAAGAGGCACCUUGACGUUUUCAAAGGCAAAUUAAGACGACGACGAUUAAUAACAACAUGAACGACUCCGAACAAGGUUAGACUCCGGCAAAGACGUUCCUUGUAUGGCGAGAAUAAAUAUUCAAGUACGCGUAUUAUUGUUAUAUAAAAGCGCGUGACCCACAUAAAAAACAACGUGCGGUUUCAGGACCAAAACCGCACUUCUGUCACAUUGAAAUGAAAAGUUUGAAAUUCAAAUCUUUUUCCUUACCACGGACAGGCGGGUUAACCGAGGAAGACUGAUUGCCCAUGGUUAUUAAACUGGCAGAAAUCGGCCAACUUUUAGGGUUAGAAAUAGCAAAAGCGAUUCGGCGGCAGGUGUUAUGCAACGACAGCAGUUUGAAGGUUGCGCGCAGCAUUCCAAAAACACAACUAAAAGGUUACGAAUGAACUUGGAGCGAAGGUCAAAACACUCCUUCGGUCCAGGAAGGGCCUGUUUUUGAGAUGCCUCCGGCUAAGGGCAAACCUCGGAAACGAACGUUUUCUGCUGCUUUUUCGGGCGACGAUUGGGACAAAAAGACAGAAGUGAUAAGACUAUCGAAGGCCGAGUGUUUUGAUUACGCAACGAGUAAAAUUCAAUGAACUUUUCGUAACUUACUCGGACUCCGGCAGCUUCACGCACAAAAUAACAUUGCCCGUGACGUAAUUUUUACUAUUAAUCCUUUUUUAUUAUUCAUUGAAGCCGCGAGUGGAGGCACCUGUGAGCGGAAUGUGGAAGCUUUCAAAACUGUUUACGAACAAUUCGGCAGGCAUGCGCGCUAAUAUUCAAAUUUGACACUUCUCACGUUUUCUUUGUUGACACUCGGAUUCGAAUUUCCAAAAUUCCCGAAAAUGUCAACCCAUUUUUCGAGCAGGUUGACGAAUUUCGAGUUUGUGAAAGGUGUCAAAGAUUCAGGGUUUACCUUCAAAUCGUACAAAGAGAAAGCAGAUCUUACUCGAAUUGCGCACUUAGACUUGGACAGGGUCGCUCGAGACCUGGACAUCUCUGUUUUGCAGGAAUAUGUUGGCACUUUAGUCAACUGCGACCUGAGUGAUCUGAAAGGGGUCGACCCUGGCCUUUCGAAACUUCUGCACCUUGCCCAAUUGUGUGUUGAUUACUGUCUCUAUUGCCAAGAUUUUCUCGCAAACAGUUUGUCAGCGCUGGAAAAUGUCCACGAAGAAGUUCUGAAGGAAUUGCAGGCAGCAAAAAAAGAAAAUAGGAGUUUGAAGGAUAAGUUGAAAAAAGAAACGAAACGAAAAAGGUUAUUGACAGAGCAAAAGGAAAAUAAAAUUCUAGACUCAUUCUAUGAGUGUUCCCAAUGCAGAAAAGUUUAUUCUAGUCAAGAGUUCUUGCAAAGUCACAUCCAAAGAAGGCACAGCAUUGAAAUAGAAACUGCUGACAAAUCCAAAGAAAUGCUGCAAGAGCUUAAGGCUGAGAUUGAGUCCCUCCGAAGGGAUCUUGUCAAAGAAAAGGAGGCUGCUCUUACAUCGUUUCAGGAUAAUAAAAGUGAAUUAUAUCUGAAGAGGGAGGAAGCCUUAUGGGCUGAAAUCGAAAAGUCCCAAGCCGAGCAACGAGCCAGACAUCAGGCCGAAAUUGCAGAUCUCACAGCUAACUUCCAGCUGCAGCUAAAACAAAGCCUGGCAGACCUUGCCACUAAUUUGAGCAAAAGUGAUUUAAAUAUUGAAAACAUUCCAAAAAUGCAGACCUCAAAUGCUCUUCAGGUCAAAAUUCAGGACAUAAAAGAAGAAAUGAAUGAUUUGUGGCAAAAAAAGCUCGACCAGCAGGAACACUGGUUCAGAUCAGAAAACUCAAAAGUGAUGGAUCAACUCAUCAAAAUGCAAGAGCGAGAGGAUCUGCGGUGGUCUGAAAUAAGAAAGAUACAAAAUGAGCCAAAGACACUCCCUAUUGAGCGUCCUCAAACUUUUGAUGCGCCUGUUCCUGCAGCCAGACAUAAAAAACUCCAGCGCCAAAUGACUACGACAGUUUCAAAACUGGAGUUCAAAGCACCAACUCCCUCUGCUCCUCUGCUAUCCGACCAAAUUUUUGACGAGAGUACUGCUGAAGAGACUGAAGAAAGCAGUGCUGCCCAAGAAACAAGCCAACAGAAACCCCAGAAUUUUGUUCUGUGCACCCCAAAAACGGUGCCUUCUAGACCGAAAUCAGCAACAGGCGCCUACAACCAGGAAACGAUGGAAAGCACCAGUGGCAGUGAAGAGGAAACAACAGACAAGAGCGACGACAUUGACGCUACUUUAAAGGAAAUGAAGGAAGCGAUCCAACAGAAUCCAGUUUUGAUUGAGUCCUUGAAAAACGAAGUUGAAACUCAAGUUCAAGAAAAGUUCAAUUCGGUUGGGUUAUUGAGUGACGAGGGUUUGAACCGCAAGGAGUUUCUGUCUGUGAGCAACCAAAUGAAGGAGCAGCGCAAAGACUCGGAAAAGCAAUUUAGUGGUUUUUGGAAGAUAAGGAAGAGUAUUGAGAAAAAAGUGGAAAUAAAAGCAAAAGAAAAUAUGGCUGAAAUCUGCAAUGAUUCCAAUGUGAAACCAAGCAAAUUGAAGCAGCACCCUGGAUUCUUUGCCAAGCUGACCAAGAGAUAUAACAAGAAAGGGAACAAGUCCAAAUCCGACACACAGAUUUUUACCUCGACACCUGUGAAGAAAGGUGCCGAGUCUCCAGGUGCAAGCAUCUUAAAGGCAAGCAAAAGCAAUUUGAGGGCAAGCAGUGAAGUUUUAAAUGAAAAAAAGGCAAAUGAGCAACGCAGCACAAACACUGAUAUGCGCCGUGCACAAUCUUUGCCAAGUAGUAAAUUUGUUACUUUUGAUGAGGAAGAAGAUGAAAACAAAGAAAAUAAUACUUGGGACGAAGAUACCCUCUCUAAAGCAACAAUGUCAGAGACUAAGAUUGAAGUUAAAAAAAUUGGGCAAGGAAAUUUCAACCCAUUCAUUACUUCUUCAAGUAUCACCAAAUCAUCCGAGAAACCUGAACUAGACUUAGACGAGCUCGAAAAGGAGAUAGAUUUUAAUUUGAAGAACACAUUCAAAAUCGGAGAAUCCAAUAGAGCCAAUUCAAAGAUUGCCAAAGCAGAUUUAAGUUUACCCGUCAGUGAUGACAACUCUUGGGAUUUGGAAGACAUCUAACUUAUGUUACGUUAAGCGAGAAUUUUAUUUAAUUUAUUAUACAAUGCCGUAGUUCAUAUUCAUGUAGUCAUCAGCGUAGGAAAAAUAAAUUGUGUUUAAAAUUGGUGAUUUAAAAAGGUAAAAAUUCACCUAUUUUC